This is a messenger RNA of Hermetia illucens (black soldier fly), 2977 nucleotides long. RefSeq names its product LIM/homeobox protein Lhx1 (gene Lim1). Gene Ontology annotation, molecular function: DNA-binding transcription factor activity, RNA polymerase II-specific; RNA polymerase II transcription regulatory region sequence-specific DNA binding. The coding region runs from base 720 to 2087 and encodes 455 amino acids. The transcript has 7 exons. The record is from RefSeq and is a predicted model, not a curated record. Lineage: Eukaryota; Metazoa; Arthropoda; Insecta; Diptera; Stratiomyidae. Gene Ontology annotation, cellular component: nucleus. Gene Ontology annotation, biological process: regulation of transcription by RNA polymerase II; neuron differentiation.
UUAGAUUUGUUGGUGUCGUUCGUGAUUCGCGGUGUAUCCAGUGUGUGUCACGUGUCAGUGUUACCAACCAUUAAGCUACGAGAGCCACUUGUUCGUCGUUAUCGCAAUUGGAGUUGUUUUCCCUUAUCAUCGGAAUCACAAAAAAGGAGCUUACAGAUCGCGAACUAUCGUGCGGGAAAUAGUUUGUUCUGAUUUUUCUGCGGCCAAUAGAUGGUAUCUCCGCAGAAGUUUCCCUAUGUAAAUUUUUUGUUCUCCGUAAGAAAAAGAUAAUGCACUGAUAACAGCCUCUUAUCCUUGUGCUUAGGCUGGCCAAGUGCUAAUUGUUCUGUUUAUAGCUAGCCUGGAGACGACCUGUUGGAUUAAAAUAAAUUUUUGUGAGCGCGCAGUGAUAAUUAAUCAAGUGACCCCCGGUUUAAAUCAUCGUAUUCAAAGCGUACAUAGUACAGAGUGCAUUUGAUUUCUUCCAGGAAAGAAAGUCUUAUCAGUUCGCGAAGAUUUUUCGACAGUUAGGCCCCGUCGCGAGAGAGAGAGAGUUGUCUGCGGUGAUUGAAAUUUUCCAAUUGUACAAAAUUCAGGAAGAAAAUUACAAUAGUGUCCUUUGAUUACUCAAAAUUUUGACCGAAGGUUCAAAAGCGCCCGCUAGGGCUGUCGCACUGGCGUCCUAUCUGGGGGACGGGUUUUCCGCCCUCGGUGCACGGGCACCACCGGCCAAGGAUCUUAUGGCUUUUGGUUCCGUAUUGCAACAUAAUCAACACAACAUAGGUCGAGGCGAGCCACCAGUGGGUUUGGGUGACCCAUGUGCGGGUUGUAACAAACCCAUCUUAGAUAAAUUUUUAUUAAAUGUAUUAGAACGUGGAUGGCAUGCGUCAUGUGUGCGGUGUUGUGAAUGUUUACAACUUCUAACAGAUAAAUGUUUUAGUCGUGAAGCCAAGCUUUACUGUAGAAAUGAUUUUUUUAGGCGAUAUGGAACAAAAUGUAGCGGAUGCGGACAAGGAAUAGCACCAUCAGAUCUCGUACGAAAACCGCGCGAUAAAGUCUUUCAUCUCAACUGUUUUACAUGUUGUAUAUGUCGAAAGCAGUUAAGUACGGGAGAACAGCUUUACGUUUUAGAUGACAAUAAAUUCAUUUGCAAAGAUGAUUAUCUGCUUGGCAAAGCCCCUGGACAGCAAUCUCUGAGCGAUUCAUUGAUGGGUUCUGGAAGUGAGGACGAGGACGACGAUGAACCGCAUGUGAGAGGACCUUCACUGGGAUUAGGUGCACUCGGUCCAAAUGGGCCUGAUUCAACAGGACCUUUGGGGGCAUCAGAUUUAUCAGUACAAAGUAUGAGCACGGACAGUAAAAACACACAUGAUGACUCAGAUCAGGGUUCAUUAGAUGGUGAUGCAGAAGGACGAGGAGAUUCGCAAGCCGAAAACAAAAGUCCGGAUGAUAGUGCCAAUGGUUCAAAACGUCGCGGACCUCGUACAACAAUUAAAGCCAAACAACUAGAAGUAUUAAAAACAGCAUUUAGUCAAACGCCGAAACCAACGAGGCAUAUUAGGGAACAAUUAGCUAAGGAAACUGGACUACCUAUGCGAGUGAUACAGGUUUGGUUUCAAAACAAACGAUCAAAAGAACGUCGACUUAAACAACUAACAAGUAUGGGACGAGGUCCUUUCUUUGGCGGUGCGAGAAAAAUGCGUGGUUUUCCAAUGAAUCUAUCGCCGGGCGGUCUAGACGAUGGUCCACCUGGUUUUCCAUAUUUUGCAGCCGACGGUAAAUUCGAAUUUGGCUAUGGCGGACCACCUUUUCAUCCGCAUGACAGUCCAUUCUUUCCGGGACAUCCAGGCGGACCGAUGCCUUUCAACGCUCCAGGUGGACCCAUGGAUCAUGCCGGCCCCAUACCUAUGGUUAAUGAAUUCAGUCUAACACCCGAAUCGAAUUUCAUCAAUCAAGCGGGCGGACAAACGGUUAAUAAUGCAAGUAAUGGUCCACCACCUGAUCAUAUAAUGGGAGCGGGAGGACCACGAAGCGGAUCACCUGAAUUUAUGAGUUCCGGUAAUUUCUCCGAACCGCAAAAUAUGCAAAAUGAGGGUCUAGUUUGGUAAUGCGCAAUGUAUAAUUUCAAUAUUUAUCACCAACAAUAUAGCCAUCGCUCAUAAUAUUUAUUAUUUUCCGGGAGAUGAGAUUAGAAAAUCUAAACUGAAUGAAAAUUUUGUAGAUUAUCCGCUUUACUAAUGUAAUGUACGCAGGUUGCACAGAAAUCCUAGGGAAAAAUUAUGGAAAGAAAUGGUGGAAUGGUGUAUAGAAAAUGGAAUAAGAGAGAAUAAGGACAUUAGUGCGAUUUGAAAAUUAAUAGUAACCAGGUUGGGAGAAAUGUGGGGAAUGUAUCUUUUUUCUAAUGAAAUGCAUAGCUUCCUUGUCAGAAGAUGUAAUCUUACUCCAAACUAUUGAAGUUUUGUGACGAAGUUAUAAGAGAUAAAUGUUCCUGCAUUGGAAAGAAGAUAGUUCGCUUUGACAUUUCAAAAGAAGAUGGAUGUAUAUUUUAUCCGUUCGCUGGAGUCCUUGGAAGAAAAAUAAACGAUUUAAUUGAUCCAAACUGGCAUAAAAUGCCCGGAAAAAUUAUAAUGGUUGCAAAAUCAUGAAUUGUAAAAACUAUUCCUAUAAGCAGAAUUAGAACCCUCAAUUAUCGCAUUUUUCUAAUUAACUUUUGUUACUAAGAAGAAAGGAAAGAAUUGUAUGCAAUUGUCGAAAAUUUGUAUAAAAGUAUUUUUAAGAUUAUGACAUUGAACACGUUAUUGCUGGAAUAUUUCUUUUCUUUUUCCCUUAAUUCACUGUAUCCAAUGUAACCGGUUUAAAAGUGAACUUACUGCUAUCGAAUUACUGGGUUGGGGAAAAAGAAAUGUCGUAUUUAUGAUCGAAAUUUGACGCUUUAUUUAACAUACUUAGAAUUAUCCGAUUUAAAUCAAAUAUGCGUCGUUUUGUUCGCAAAGUUGUU